CCCGAGGCGAUGCACCUCGCCCCUACUCCGUGUUCGGCUCGACCCGAGCGGCGAGGAUUUACCCGGGCGCACGUCCGGGACCAGUCCACCCCGCGAUUAUGUAAACGGAGCGAUAUUGUGCCGCGUUCGAAGCUGUCGAGGCUUCCUGACCGUCGAGCUUGACGCAUCGCCGUAAUUUCAAGCUUGGACUCGAUUCACGGAUUCAACGCAGCGUGCGUUCUACGAUUCAUCUCGUGAGCGAGAGAGCAUUAAAGAUUUUUGACACAAGGAAGGAAUCUGGCAGCCGACAACAAUGCUUAGCAACCGUAUGUCAACGAUCCUGCGGCUGGCUGCGCAGGAGCAGCAAUGGCAGCAGCAGAGGGGGAUGGCCACCCUCAAGGCGAUCUCUAUGCGUUUGAAGUCUGUCAAGAAUAUCCAAAAGAUUACUCAGUCCAUGAAGAUGGUGUCAGCAGCUAAAUACAGUCGAGCUGAGCGCGAUUUGAAACAAGCUCGUCCCCUCGGCGUCGGCACAAAAAUAUUCUACGAGCAGGCUGAGAUCCAAGCGCCGCCGGAGGAGCCGAAGAAGCUUAUUGUUGCCGUGACCAGCGAUCGCGGUCUCUGCGGCGCUGUGCACUCUGGUAUAUCCCGUAAUAUUCGUGAUCGAUUAUUGGCUGAUCCUAAGGAACGUGAGAACACAAAGAUCAUAUGCAUUGGCGAUAAGUCCCGGGCGAUCCUCCAGCGGCUGUUCGCGAACAACAUACUCUUCGUCGCAUCUGAGGUCGGCCGUAAACCACCGACAUUCAACGAUGCGGCAAAGAUAGCUGUACAGAUCAUGAACAGUGGUUAUUCCUUCGGCUCUGGACGCAUAGUAUACAACAGAUUCAAGUCCGUGGUAUCGUACGCGAUUGAUGAUCUACCGUUGUUCGAUAAGAAUGCGGUGGUUACCGCACCGAAGCUGUCGGUGUACGAUUCACUUGACGAGGAAGUAAUACAGAGCUAUCUGGAAUUCUCGCUCGCCUCGCUGUUGUUUUAUUCGAUGAAGGAAGGCGCCUGCAGCGAGCAGUCCAGCCGUAUGACGGCCAUGGACAACGCCAGCAAGAACGCCGGAGAGAUGAUCGACAAACUCACUCUCACGUUCAACCGCACUCGGCAGGCCGUGAUCACCAGGGAACUGAUCGAAAUUAUCUCCGGCGCCGCCGCUUUGGAGUAAGAUUGUCCCGCUGGGAAUAUUUAGUUUAUCAAUUUAUAGUGCCAGCAAAUAGAAAGAGAAUACGCUGCUGGAAAAGGAAGAACGGGGAGACAAACCUGUUACGCUGCCGAAGGAUAAAGUUCCCCAUUGACUUGGACGAUGUUCGAUCAACCGCGGAGUUGCAUGAUAAACAUCAAGAAUAUUAUAAGUCUAUCUGUUAUUUAUAUGUCCAAGUUGUUCAAUAAAUCAAUCCAAUUACAAAA
Temnothorax curvispinosus is the source of this 1431-nucleotide messenger RNA. It is a transcript of the gene ATPsyngamma, whose product is annotated as ATP synthase subunit gamma, mitochondrial. Gene Ontology annotation, molecular function: proton-transporting ATP synthase activity, rotational mechanism. The transcript has 3 exons. Bases 293 to 1189 code for a protein of 298 amino acids. The record is from RefSeq and is a predicted model, not a curated record. NCBI's taxonomy places the organism in Eukaryota, Metazoa, Arthropoda, Insecta, Hymenoptera, Formicidae. Gene Ontology annotation, biological process: proton motive force-driven ATP synthesis.